CCCGACCGUCCGUCUUCUUUCCAUCUCUCCCACCAAUCCAUCCAUCUCCCUCUCGCAUUCCCCUUUCAAAAGGCAUUUCUUCAUCAUGGCUGUCGAACGCAUCGGUUCCAUCAUCAAGCACCUGAACCCCGGUUCAGCAAUCAACCAAAUCCAAUCCAAGAACGCCGACGACGUUGUCAUCACUCUUGCCAUCCGAACUCCCCUCACAAAGGCCGGCAAGGGCGGUCUCAAGGACACCAGCCUCGAAUACCUCAUCUACGCCCUCCUCAAGGAGGUCAAGGAGCGCAGCAACAUCGACCCCGCGCUCGUCGAGGAUAUCUGCCUCGGUAACGUCAACGAUGGCAAGGCCGCCUACAAGCUCCGCGCUGCUGCCCUCGCCGCCGGCUUCCCAAACACUGCUGGUGCCUACUCCCUGAACCGAUUCUGCUCCUCUGGCCUCGUCUCUGUCGCCAACAUUGCCCACGCCAUCAGCUCCAACUCCAUCGAGGUCGGUAUUGCCUGCGGUGCCGAGGUCAUGUCUGCCCCUGGCGACCGCCUCGAGGCGCCCUUUGACGCUGCCGUCCUCAAGGCCAGCCAGGAGGCCGAGGACUGCAUGCAGCCCAUGGGCUGGACUAGCGAGAACGUUUCCCGCGACUUCAACAUCACCCGUGAGCAGAUGGAUGCUUUCGCUGCCGAGAGCUACCAGCGUGCUGAGCGUGCCCAGAAGCAGGGCUGGGUCGAUGAUGAGAUCGUCCCCAUCAAGACCAAGGUCAAGGGCCCCGAUGGCGAGUGGAAGGAGGUCACCGUCACCAAGGAUGACGGCGUCCGUCCCGGUACCACUGCCGAGGGUCUCAGCAAGAUCCGCGCUGCUUUCCCCCAGUGGGGUCCUACCACUACCGGUGGUAACGCCAGUCAGGUCACUGACGGAGCUGCCGCCGUCCUUCUCAUGAAGCGAUCCACCGCCGUCAAGCUCGGCCAGCCCAUCCUCGCCAAGUACGUCGGCUCUACCGUCUCCGGUCUCGCUCCCCGCAUCAUGGGCAUUGGCCCUAGCUUGGCCAUCCCCAAGCUCCUCGCUAUCCACAACCUCUCGCUCGCCGAUAUGGACGUUGUCGAGGUCAACGAGGCCUUUGCCUCCAUGGCCGUAUACUGCCGUGACAAGCUCGGUCUUGACUGGGCCAAGAUGAACCCCCGUGGUGGUGCCAUUGCCCUUGGCCACCCUCUCGGUGCUACUGGUACUCGCCAGAUCGUCACUGGUCUCAGUGAGCUUCGCCGCCAGAAGAAGAAGACUCUGCUCACCAGCAUGUGCGUGGGCACUGGCAUGGGAUGCAGUGGCAUCUUUGUCAACGAAGUUUUGUAAAUGUUCUCGGGUACGAUAUAAUGGCGCUGUUUUCUUAUGUUUAUUUAUGCAUUCUUGCAAAAAGGAAGCGAGUUUAUAGUUUAUUGUAAAAAUGGUUCAAUUGAAACUUUUUGUUAUAUAUAUAAUCCAUAAUGCAACAUGUGUGAACUUUGUGGAGAGUUACAAUUCCUACACGGUGCAAGGACAAUUGAAUGUUGGGCGCUAUGUAAAUCUGGGCUCGUUAUAUACCAUAUCUUCAUAUGUAAAUCCAUUCCGUCUGUCUAGAGGGUUCUGUCUGUGCUUGGCUGCGACGUGGGCUCAAUGCUAUCUUCCCACUCAGUCAGGCGCAAGGCUUCAUCAACGUUGGAAACGAAAUGUGCCUCGCCGCCACAGAGAUCGAUGAUGCCACUUCGGGCCAUGGUGACAUAAACUGGGUGGCUUCUUCGAGAUGGGCCACGAGUGAAGAUGACUCGCACGCCCCGGUCACGAUAGUUGCGCACGAUUUCCUCCAAGACCUGUGUGCCAGAGCCGUCAAUAGAUGUCACGCCAUGAAUAUCAAAAAUGACAUUUCUAUUGGCUUCUUGGCUGCGGAUUCUCGGAAGGGCGGGAUGCGCCUCUGGUGUACCGUAGAGUUCGAGUCGUCGUAGUCGUGCUUUGAGCUCACCAGUGUUGGCAAACGUCAGUGGUUCUGGGAUCUUCACAAUCAAGCAUCCUUCGAUGAAUUCGAGACUGCAGUCUUCAGCUUCAGCAUUCUCAAAUCGUGUUGUUCCUGGGAUUCGUCCAAGAAUCUGGAUACGAGGACGGGUCGAGUGCUUGAUGACAAAGAGAAGUGAAAUACCAACUCCGAGAGCCAUGCCCAAUGUAAGAGAGUAGAAGAUGGUAGACAAAAACACAACCGCCAUCAGGCCGAGCUCAGUCCAGCCACGAAUGCGAAGGAAGAAGGAAAUGUCGUGAGGCGCUUCUUCUAUCAGCGACCAGGCUACUACCGAAAUCAUGGAACACAAAACAGGUUUCUGUAAAGCGUUAGCAAAAAGGAGCUACUGAUCGGAAUACUAUAAACUUACUGGGAGGUAGUAAAAGUAAGGAAGUAGGAAUAGGAUGGAGAGAAGGGUGAUCAAACUGAGGAAGAUUGAGCUCAUGGGAGUCUUACCGCCAGUGGUCUUAUUGACUUUGCUUCGGCCGUAGCCACCAAAGGCGGGCAAGCUCAUGAAACAAGAUCCAAUGACGUUGGCAGUUCCCAAGGCAAUCAUUUCUCGGUUAGCACUAAGCUCCAUGCCCUGAAUAUGACCACCACCGCCCAAGCUCUUUGCAGCAACGGACGAUUCGAAGAAGCCCAGAAGAGCAAUUAGGAAGGAAGUAGACAUGGCAGACCGGAUAUGGCGCAUGUGAGAAAUUUGAAACGGCCAGCGGAAGGUAAACGAGCCACCUGUCGCCGAUUUGACUUCUCCAAGAAUCGGCACACCCUGCUUGUCCCAGCGGAAAUACCAGCAUAGAACUGCAGACGCGACGACAAUCAAGAAUCGGUCAGGCACGAAGACCACGGAGGGCAUUCUUGGCUCCAACCUGCGCUUAAGCUCGCGGCAAACCAUGAUGACCAAGAAGCUAACACCGGCAACAAGAAAUGUGGCUUUAUGAGCCUUGGUAGCGUUUUCAACGAUGAAGGCAAUCUUCUCAACGCUGCUUCCAUGGCUAACUCCGGUGUCAUCUGCCAAUUGGACAAGUCCUAGUUCUGGGAUCAGCUGGUCAACAGCAAUGACGAAGCCAAUAGCGCUGAUAAAUCCGCGCAAGAAUGGUCGACUGAGCACGUUAUCCAAGAAACCGAGUCUAGCGAUACCAGCAAUGAGAACAGUCGCUCCAGCCAUACCUGCUGCAACACCGCAAAUCUGGGCAUGCAUGAGGUCAUUAUCCUCAGCACUAUCACCAUCCUUAACGCUACCUUUGACAAUGGUACCAAUAAGCAGAGAGCCGGCAGCCUCAGGACCGACGACCAUCUGCGAAGCGGAUCCAAGUAAAGCAUAGAUGAAGGGGUUGAAGACAAAGGAGUAUAAACCAUUGAUCGGAGGAACAUGUGCGAGGUUCGAAGCCAGAGAGAGGGCCAUUGGUAGGUACAUUGACGACACAGUCAAGGCCGCAACAAAGUCUCCUUGCAAAUAGGACCAUUUGUAUUGCCGAAGCCAUGUCAGACAUGGGAUGUAGUAUGAGAGGUACCUGAUUCGUUAGUUGUACGUUCAGAUACACCGACAUUCAAUUAGGCGAACUGGGACUCACAUUAAGGCACUGUCGUCAAAGCCGGCGCGCUCAGCCAACUGGCGGCUUUGGCCCAUUCGGCGCGUCUUGAUUCUCGUCUUGAGCCACCCCUUCCAGUCUUCUGCGCCACUGCCACCUGAGCCAAAGAGUCCAUCAUCGCCUGAGCGAGGAGAACCAAGUCUGCCAGGAGAGCUCUGGAAGCUGUCUAUAUGAGGUGAUGCUGCGCGCGGGCUAAAUGUGCCGUGAUCGCAGUCUCCCUCAUGUGCAGCAGAGGCUGGGAUCAGCGGCGUCGACUCGGUGACAUGUUCGUCGUCGGCGCCAUCAACGGGCAGUCUCGAGGCGGAUGGCAUAUCGCUUAGUUGACUGUCAUGGCUACCCGGUCGGCUAUUAGGCGUAUGACUUUGUCGGAGCGUACUGGGCUGCAGUGGCUGAUGAGGUUGGCUCGAGGACGAGUUGUGCGAGCUCGCCGCGGGUCUCCCUUGGCUCAUCGUCGCGAGGAUGCGUGGAGCAAGAUCAGAGGACGGUCGCGCGUUCAGCAGUCUGCCGUGCAGAAAUAUGCAAGAUAAUUACAGAGUGCGAACCGUUUCCUCUGGUGAGCGUAAUACGGAACGGCUACCAGAGUUUGGGUAACCGGACUCGUUCAACAGAGCGGUCACGGGGUACCGGGAAUGACCGUAUGCACGGCAAUCCGCAGCGUAGGAUGAGGGUCAGCGGGCUCUGUAACCUAGCCAGUUUGAGGCUGUUGUUACAGGCGGCUGUGAUAAAUUCGGUCGGCAAGAAUUGCAGCGGGCAAUGGCGAUGGCAGACCGUUGCUAGCAAAGGAAACGCGACGUGCAAAAAAGAUGUUGAUGCUCCUUGGUCCGGGGUUUUGCUGACGUCGUUGCCAAAGCAAAGGCCGCGACUGGCUAGCCCGGCCGGUGGAUCAU
[Torrubiella] hemipterigena is the source of this 4488-nucleotide messenger RNA. Lineage: Eukaryota; Fungi; Ascomycota; Sordariomycetes; Hypocreales; Clavicipitaceae. The record is from the annotation of a GenBank genome assembly.